AUGCAACAAAUACAGUCAAAGCUCUCAAUUAUCUCAAAAGCCAUCAAUAAUAAAUCGUUAAAUUCAUACGAAUUUAGUGGUAAUAGUAAUUUUAAGAAACCCAACUUCCAAGUUGUAGAAGAAGGAAGAUCCAACAAUAACCAUGAAUUAGAAUUUUUAAUUAAUGCAUCAAAGUUUUACAAUUUAAUUUGCCCUAGUUUAUCUAGUCGUUUGAUAUGCAAAGUCGCAAAUUUAACAUCUGAAAUUGAUCAGACAAAAUCAUAUAGUGAUUUUUUUUCGGGUAAAAUAUGCCCAAAAUGUUUUUCAGUAUAUUUAAUCGGAAUUAAUUGUAAAUUAGAAGUUAAAGCUAUAAAAGGAAUUUUCAGGAAAAAAUUUAAAAAGAAAUUACUUAAACAAAGUAAAAUAAGUAGCCAACAGUUCUCUAAUUACUCGUUUAAAAAUAUAUUAAUUAGAUGCGAAGUUUGCAACUUUAUUUUUAACAAAGUUUAUUGGGAGAAAAGGGCUAAAAAUGUGAAAAAGUCUGAAACUAUAAAUAAUAUUCAAAAUAAUAAAAACAAAACUGAAGAUAUCCUUGACUAUUCCAACUAUAUUUUAAGUAUUGCAAAUACAAACAUUCAAAAUGAAAUACACCAAGGUAGUAAAAAAAGUGAGAAUUCACAUAAUAAACCUAGUACAAACUUCAAAAAAAAUCAAAGAUUUUUUACAAGUAAGACUCACGAGGCGGGUUCAUUACCCAAAGGAAAAAAAAAUUCUAUUGUUGACUUUGCUAUAACAAAUCAAAUAAAUAAGGAUAAAAAAAACGAGCAAACUAGUCAAUCUUCACAAGGAAAUAGUUUUUAUGAUAUUUUAUCUAUGCUUGAAUGA
Molecule: messenger RNA, 864 nt
Organism: Cryptosporidium ubiquitum
Lineage: Eukaryota; Apicomplexa; Conoidasida; Eucoccidiorida; Cryptosporidiidae
Exons: 1
Coding region: 1-864 (287 amino acids)
Biological process (GO): RNA processing
Source: RefSeq, a predicted model, not a curated record